This is a messenger RNA of Ornithodoros turicata, 1842 nucleotides long. RefSeq lists its product as uncharacterized. The transcript has a single exon. Bases 1 to 1842 code for a protein of 613 amino acids. Gene Ontology annotation, molecular function: nucleic acid binding; zinc ion binding. The record is from RefSeq and is a predicted model, not a curated record. Lineage: Eukaryota; Metazoa; Arthropoda; Arachnida; Ixodida; Argasidae.
AUGGAUCGCCUGAAAGUGAAACGUGCCAGCCGUCGUACACAAACAACGAAGCUCAUCAACGACGCCAUGGCUGCGCUGAACGAUGGAUCUUCCAGAUUGGAUGUGGUCAACAGCCUACUGGAACGACUCACAGUAAGUCACAGUGACUUGACUACUCUCAACAAAGAGAUAGAACCGCAUGUGCGAGAGGAGGAACUCGAAAGCGAGUACGUCACUGUGAUGGACUAUGAAGACAGAGCGACGGAAACGAUUGCCAACCUGCGUUGGAGACUGUCGCAAUCUCAGACGUCGCCGUCUCCACCGCAGCUUUCUAACGUACAGACAGAUGUAUCAAGAACGCCGCAUGCCCCACGUCCUGGAGUGAAACUUCCUAAGCUUAGCCUUCAGCAAUUUCGUGGAGACCUCUCCGACUGGCAAGGGUUUUGGGAACAGUUCAGAACAACGAUUCACGACAACGAGGGGCUAAGCAGGAUAGAAAAGUUUCACUAUCUCCGUUCUCUACUCCAUGGUCCAGCCGCUGGAGCUAUCGCCGGCUUGCAGAAGUCGGAGGCAUCUUACGACGACGCUGUGGAAAUCCUUUCUCAGCGUUUUGGUGACCGUGGGCGGAUAGAAAAACAAUACCUCGCUAAACUCCGCAACCUACCGGCCGUCACAUCAUCGGAUGAUAUACAUGGACUUCGUAAACUAUACGACAACGUACAGAUGAACAUCCGUGGUCUCCAGUCCCUGGGAGUUUCCAGCGCAAACUAUUCUGCUAUGCUGUCUGAAAUCCUAUUGUCGUCACUCCCUACGGACAUUGUAGUGGAAUACCAUCGCUCUACAAAUCGUAAACUACAGCAAGACGAGGACGGCUCUGAAUCGGCCUCAACGCACGGUGCUUCGGACACAUCGAAGGACGCCACAUCCGACGCAACGAAAGAAAUAAGCAACAUUCUUCGAUUCUUUCGUAUCGAGGUAGAAAGUCGAGAACGCAGCGAACUGACUCAAGACAGAAAGAAACCUUCCGUGGCGCCUGAGCUACGGCAGGCCUUCAACCAACGCAGUACAUCCUCGGCCGCGGUACUCUACAGUGCGUCAGUUCCUAAGUGCGGCUGCCUCUUUUGUUCGGAUACUGCGCACACAACGGACAACUGUGCUGGACCACUUCCAUUGGAUCGGCGGAAGAAGAGGUUGGCUGAUGAUCGACGCUGUUUCCGGUGUACUAAGCGAGGUCACAAUGCCAAGGAAUGCCGAGGAAAAAUGCGUUGUCCGAAAUGCGGUGGGAGGCAUGCCGUGGCAAUGUGCGACCCAUCCUGGACGCCCCCGAAGAAAAACGCUGACGGUGCAACAGCUACUAUGCUGGCAGAUGAAGACACCCCUGCGGGGAGUAACACUGUGCUGCUGCAAACUUUCCGCAGUUGGGUCAUGGGCGACCAUAAUUGCACGUACAUACGGGGCGUAAUUGAUGGAGGCAGUCUGCAGACCUUUAUCCGAAAAGAUGUGGCCGACAAACUUCGCCUCAAUGUGCUAGGCAACAUCACGGUGAGCCUUAACACUUUCGGCAGUACUACCGCCACCCAACGACGACAACGAUGCAAUGUAGUGGAAGUCCGGUUGCGGAGUCAGUUCGCACCAACGGAAUUUACUGUGCAAGCUGUCACCGUACCCUUCAUCUGCCGUGACAUUUGCAAAACUACAGUGGAAGACGAAGUCGCUCGGGCCAUACGUGCGGAUGGUGGCUACAUAGCUGACGAACUGCUGUUCCCCGACAUACCCGCUGAGCCCGGUGUUUCUCUGCUGUUGGGUUGCGAUCAACUCUGGAAUCUCACUAACGGAAAAAUUAAACGCAGCGCAUUCACCUGA